This is a messenger RNA of Rhagoletis zephyria (snowberry fruit fly), 627 nucleotides long. The record is from RefSeq and is a predicted model, not a curated record. NCBI's taxonomy places the organism in Eukaryota, Metazoa, Arthropoda, Insecta, Diptera, Tephritidae.
AUGCCCAAACAGCAGCAGCAGCAGCAGCAAACUACUCCUCACCCCCAUCACCACCACCACCAUCAUCAUGGCCGCAACCACCGACGAGCCAUUGAGCACCUGGUGAAUAAGAUGGUAAAGGUAGAGGAACCGCAGGACCGGUGGUCGCUCAUUUCGCUGGUAAACAGCGCUGGUCGAAAUGUGGAGCUGAAGUUUGUCGACACGAUGCGCCGACAGUACGAGUUCAGCGUCGACUCCUUUCAGAUUGUCCUUGACACGCUGCUCGCCUUCUGCAGCUUCUUCUCGCUGCCCAUCACCGCCAACUUCUACCCAACAGUGGUCGGCGAAAGCAUGUACGGCAACUUCACCGAGUCGCUGGUCCACCUGCACCACCGGCUGAUCGUCACGAAGAACCCCGAGGAGAUUCGCGGCGGCGGCCUCCUCAAGUACAUCAGCCUGCUGGUGCGCGACUACGCCCCCAUCGACGAGGACACCAUCACCCUGCUGGAGCCGUACAUGUGCACCCGUUUCCUCAUUGACUUCAUCUACCAGGACCGCCACCGCGACAAGCUGACCAACUACUUGGAGACGCACUUCGAGGAGGACACCCUGACGAAGUACAACUUCCUCAUCGUCCUCCAGGCGACC